Molecule: messenger RNA, 1439 nt
Organism: Dermacentor albipictus
Lineage: Eukaryota; Metazoa; Arthropoda; Arachnida; Ixodida; Ixodidae
Product: CRISP/Allergen/PR-1-like
Source: RefSeq, a predicted model, not a curated record
CAACCGUCCCGUGCUGAAGUCGCGUGCAUCUGCAGGAAGAAGAAGAAGCAUCAGCCAUGGCGUUCGCCCGAAUGGCCUCGUCGCUGUUUCUCGUUUUCCUGGCGACGUUGGGGAGCGGCGUCGGCGCCGAAGACGAUGGGCCGUCCGUUCUAAGGAGCAUGCUGGCUGCGUUCAUGAAGCAAGGUGCCCAGGCCUGCGGCACUGUGCUUCCGGCCAGUAUCGCCCAAACUGACCGGGACGGGCUGGUCAAGAAGCACAACGAACUCCGGUCGAAGGUGGCCAAGGGCGCGGGAACUUUACCGAAGGCGACCAACAUGAGGAAACUGAAGUGGGACGAGGCACUGGCAAAGAAGGCCCAGGAGACCGCGGAUAAGUGCGACCCUACGAAACAAGAAACCGGAGACACGCUGAACACAGGGUCGUUAACCGGGGUGCAUCAGAAUGUGGGCUCCGGCGACCUCGCUGAAGAUAAGGCGAACAUCAUGCAAUUUGCCGAAGGCAUUCUAGACAAGUGGUUCGAAGAGCAUUCGAAAAUCAAAGCGACUGUCGUGGACAAAUACGUGGCUCAAACAGACCGCCAAACGGAGAGCUUUGCACAGCUUGUCUGGGCUGAGACCGAAUUGGUUGGCUGUGGAUUCAAGCAUUACAAGGUGACAACAGCAUCGAAGGCGAUCUUAGUGUGCAAUUACCACCCUGGGUUGAAGGUGGGGGCUGCGAUCUACAAGAAAGGCGACCCUUGCAGUGACUGCGGCGAUGGUUUAGCAUGCGACGACAUGAAAUUAUGCGGAAAGCCGAGCGGUGACAGCUCGGCCACGGGCAAAUCGAAAGCGGAAGAAGGCGGCUUCUCCAUCCUGGCCUUCCUCGGCAUCCUCGGCGUGCUGGCGGCUGUCGGGGCCAUCGUCGCUGGCGUCAUCAUCAUGCACAAGCAGCACGCGGAGGCUGCCGCAGCUUUGGCCGCCCCCGCCCAGCCCGGCGGUCACGAGGAGGGAACGGGCGGCCCCCACGAGGCCGCAGCCGAGCACGCCGUCGGGGACGCCGCCGCCGCCGACGCGCACAAGGCCGAGCCAGGCGCCGAGGGCGAGAAGGCGGCCGAGUCUCCCGACGCUGCUGCAGCGAGCCACGAGGCGCUCACCAAAAAGUGAAGGCCCGCCUCGCGUCCGGCGACGACGUCUUCGGGGCGCCUCGCAUGUCGCGGGACACGCGAGCGAAGAGAUGCGCGCUGGACCCGCCGCCUCUUUCGUAGGAGGCUGGACGACGGACAGCUGUUACGAAAGUUGAAAAAGAAAAAGGGGGCAUCAGCAAGAAAAAUCCUCUUGUGAUGUCACUCGCCAUUAUCCGGGCGUAUUCGUUAAGUACCUUCCUAAGGCUUUUUUCCUUGACGUCAAGCGAGGAAUGUCGAAGUGAUAAGGUCAUUUUAUUGAAAUUUAUUUCCAAACCGA